This is a messenger RNA of Symbiodinium sp. CCMP2592, 3762 nucleotides long. Lineage: Eukaryota; Dinophyceae; Suessiales; Symbiodiniaceae. The record is from the annotation of a GenBank genome assembly.
AUGCCGGCCAUGUCCAAGAUCUCAGCUUUUGCCACCGGCGCUGCUGCGGUAACCGCAGCAACAGCCUUUGUGGGAGUGCCACAGCCAGCGAGGCAACCGACACUCCGAGGCACGCAGAGAUCCACCGGGGCCACUGCAAAUGGCACCAUGAGCUCCGCAGCAGGUUUGGGCCUGGGCCUCGGGGCCAUGGGCUUGAUUGCGUCCUUAGUGCGCCCGGCUCCGCCGGCCGUGCGCAGUGGCGUCGCGCGCUGCGCCUACGAUGCCUCUGGGGAGAUUGGUGCCUGCGACCCGCUGCUGUUCUGGGACCCCAUUGGAUACUGCCAGGACGGCUGCACGAAGGAGGACUUCGACCGCCGCCGAGCAGUGGAGCUGAAGCACGGGAGGUUGUGCAUGGUCGCCACCAUUGGCAUGGAGCCCGGCAACUUCGGGACCGGAUACUGGGGCAGGAAGAUCCAGGAUCCGGCCGAGCGUCGGCUGAAGUUGACCACAGAGCUGAACAACGGAAGGCUGGCAAUGGUCGCGAUGUCUGGCAUGCUGAUUCAGAACGGCCUCACUGGACAGUCUCCGAUCGAGCAGCUCACUGCCGGGCACAUUUCGCCCUUCAACGACGGUCAGGGCUUCUUCGCCUUUGACCCUUCGCAGGAACUUGGUGCGUGCCCUCCUCUUGGCUACUGGGACCCAUUCGGCAUGAUGGCCUUCCAGGAUGAGGAGAAAUUCCGCCGGAAUCGCGAGCUGGAGCUGAAACACGGACGGAUCUGCAUGGUUGCCACCAUCGGGAUGAUCGUGCCUGACCUCUUCGGCCGCUUCGGUGGCGACUUAUCACCCAGCAUGGGCCUGAAGUUCUCCGACAUUCCUUGCACGAUUGAGGCCAUCUACAAGGUUCCGACCUUCGGCUGGUUGCAGAUCUUUGCUCUCGCCGGAGCCAUCGAGGCCAAGAACCAGGCCUUCCCUGAGAACUAUGGCUAUCCUCCCUUCUGGGGACGGAUUAACACUCUUGAGCCAGAGGAGAAGCAGAAGAAGCUGCUUGCCGAGAUCAACAACGGCCGCCUGGCUAUGGUUGCGAUGGCUGCCAUUGUGGCACAGAAUGGUGCCACAGGCCAGUCCCUGGUCGAGCAGUUUACCACCGGAAACCUGAACCCCUUCGUGGGUGGCUAUGCUCAGCGUGAUGCUUCUGAUCGCUUGGCUCUGCGAGCUGAGUUCGGCUCCGGCGCCGGCAAGUCCACGGCUAUCCCUUGGGAUCCCAUCCCAGAGGGCCUCAGCAACGACAUCUUCAACAGCACCUACGUGGGCGAUGUGGGCUUCGACCCUGCAGGCUUUGCCAAGAACCAGCGCCUGCUGCCUUGGUACCGUGAGGCGGAGCUUGCUCACGGGCGCGUGUGCAUGCUGGCAGUGCUGGGCUACACCGUGCAGACUUCCGGUGCCAAGUUCGAGCCCUUCAUCACCCGAUACCCGACGGACUCCGCGGAUCCACUGAAGGCGGCCACGCAGGUGCCCAUCGUCGGCUGGCUUCAGAUCAUUGUCGUGAUUGCCCUGUCGGAGCUUUGGCGCUACGAGAAUGUCAUCAGCAAGUAUUCUCAGGGCGUCCAGCCUGGAGAUCUUGGCUGGAAUCCGACGGCACCGGUGAGCAGCCCACGCCCCAAGUGGUUCGGGCCCACCUUCACUGCGGCGUAUCAGCCAGAGGAGUGGAACAACAUGAAGCUCCGAGAGAUCAAGCACUGCCGUUUGGCCAUGGUGGGCUUCUUCUUCAUGGUCCUCCGAAAUGCCUCCACCGGUGAGGGCCCCUCGUGCCGUAGCAGUGCCGUAGAAAUGCCGGCCAUGUCCAAGAUCUCAGCUUUUGCCACCGGCGCUGCUGCGGUAACCGCAGCAACAGCCUUUGUGGGAGUGCCACAGCCAGCGAGGCAACCGACUCUCCGAGGCACGCAGAGAUCCACCGGGGCCACUGCAAAUGGCACCAUGAGCUCCGCAGCAGGUUUGGGCCUGGGCCUCGGGGCCAUGGGCUUGAUUGCGUCCUUAGUGCGCCCGGCUCCUGCGCCGGCCGUGCGCAGUGGCGUCGCGCGCUGCGCCUACGAUGCCUCUGGGGAGAUUGGUGCCUGCGACCCGCUGCUGUUCUGGGACCCCAUUGGAUACUGCCAGGACGGCUGCACGAAGGAGGACUUCGACCGCCGCCGAGCAGUGGAGCUGAAGCACGGGAGGUUGUGCAUGGUCGCCACCAUUGGCAUGGUUUGGCCGGACAUCUUCGGCAAGUUCGAUGGACUUAUUGAGACGCAGCUCUUCAAGGACCAGUCCUUCGGUGGCUUCGGUUUCGCCAAGUAUGGUCAGGAGCCCGGCAACUUCGGGACCGGAUACUGGGGCAGGAAGAUCCAGGAUCCGGCCGAGCGUCGGCUGAAGUUGACCACAGAGCUGAACAACGGAAGGCUGGCAAUGGUCGCGAUGUCUGGCAUGCUGAUUCAGAACGGCCUCACUGGACAGUCUCCGAUCGAGCAGCUCACUGCCGGGCACAUUUCGCCCUUCAACGACGGCCAGGGCUUCUUCGCCUUUGACCCUUCGCAGGAACUUGGUGCGUGCCCUCCUCUUGGCUAUUGGGACCCAUUCGGCAUGAUGGCCUUCCAGGAUGAGGAGAAAUUCCGCCGGAAUCGCGAGCUGGAGCUGAAACACGGACGGAUCUGCAUGGUUGCCACCAUCGGGAUGAUCGUGCCUGACCUCUUCGGCCGCUUCGGUGGCGACUUAUCACCCAGCAUGGGCCUGAAGUUCUCCGACAUUCCUUGCACGAUUGAGGCCAUCUACAAGGUUCCGACCUUCGGCUGGUUGCAGAUCUUUGCUCUCGCCGGAGCCAUCGAGGCCAAGAACCAGGCCUUCCCUGAGAACUAUGGCUAUCCUCCCUUCUGGGGACGGAUUAACACUCUUGAGCCAGAGGAGAAGCAGAAGAAGCUGCUUGCCGAGAUCAACAACGGCCGCCUGGCUAUGGUUGCGAUGGCUGCCAUUGUGGCACAGAAUGGUGCCACAGGCCAGUCCCUGGUCGAGCAGUUUACCACCGGAAACCUGAACCCCUUCGUGGGUGGCUAUGCUCAGCGUGAUGCUUCUGAUCGCUUGGCUCUGCGAGCUGAGUUCGGCUCCGGCGCCGGCAAGUCCACGGCUAUCCCUUGGGAUCCCAUCCCAGAGGGCCUCAGCAACGACAUCUUCAACAGCACCUACGUGGGCGAUGUGGGCUUCGACCCUGCAGGCUUUGCCAAGAACCAGCGCCUGCUGCCUUGGUACCGUGAGGCGGAGCUUGCUCACGGGCGCGUGUGCAUGCUGGCAGUGCUGGGCUACACCGUGCAGACUUCCGGUGCCAAGUUCGAGCCCUUCAUCACCCGAUACCCGACGGACUCCGCGGACCCACUGAAGGCGGCCACGCAGGUGCCCAUCGUCGGCUGGCUUCAGAUCAUUGUCGUGAUUGCCCUGUCGGAGCUUUGGCGCUACGAGAAUGUCAUCAGCAAGUAUUCUCAGGGCGUCCAGCCUGGAGAUCUUGGCUGGAAUCCGACGGCACCGGUGAGCAGCCCACGCCCCAAGUGGUUCGGGCCCACCUUCACUGCGGCGUAUCAGCCAGAGGAGUGGAACAACAUGAAGCUCCGAGAGAUCAAGCACUGCCGUUUGGCCAUGGUGGGCUUCUUCUUCAUGGUCCUCCGAAAUGCCUCCACCGGUGAGGGCCCCUCGCUGCUCCCCAACUUGACGACAGCCGAGUUCCAGUCUUCCGUCGGUGACUUCAUCCCCAGGGACAUCUGA